AUGGAGUACAGCUAUGAGAAUGCAAGCGACAGCACUCAAUACUACGAUAACUACAGCACUCAGGACUAUCUGGGGAAUUUUCAAUUUGGACUGUUUUCCACCGUGUGCUACAGCCUCAUCUUCUGUCUCAGCCUUCCUGGAAACUGCUUCCUCCUUUACCGUCUGCUACAAACAAGAGGACAGCGUACGGCCUCAGACUUCCUCCUUCUCAAUCUCACAACCUCUGACCUAAUCUUUACCCUAACCCUGCCCUUCUUCGCCGUCUACCACCUCCAUGGCUGGUUGUUUGGAGAGUGGGCCUGCAGGCUGGCGAGCGGAGCCUUCUUCCUGGGUUUAUACAGCUACAUGUGCUUCCUGACAGCGCUGUCAGUGGAUCGGUACGUUGCAAUAGUGCUAGCCGUGUCCACGUCCAUCCAGGCCAGACGUAGGUUUUGUGUCCGUCUGACAACAGCUGUGCUCUGGGUCUUCUGUGUGGCGGCUUGUCUUUUAGAGGUGGUGUACUCAGAGACCAGCGAUGGCUUUGAUGGAGAAAUACGCUGUGUUUCUACAAUGCAGGGAAACAUGGAGGUCGUCGGUAACUUUCUCCAGAUAUUCAUAUUUUUCCUGUUACCGUUCCUUGUUAUAACUUUUUGUUAUGUUCGCAUCUGCGCCAUUGUUUCCCACAGCGGACUCAGGGGGCGCAACAAGUCAAUGAAACUGAUUUGGGGGAUUGUAGUGGGGUUUUUUGUCUGUUGGGCACCGUAUAAUGUUGUGCUCUUCCUCCAUUCCUUGAGGUUGCUUGGCGACUAUAUGCCGAACAUGGAUGAGGCGCUAAGCGUUGCAUAUUACAUCUGUCACACUCUUGCCUACAGCCACUGCUGCCUCAACCCACUGUUGCAUGUGUUUGGAGGGCAGAAAUAUAGGAGAUAUCUUCCUUCAUCGUUUUGCAGUUUCUGUCUAUCUAAAGGAAACCAGAGAGCCAUCUCUCAUACAAGUCAAACCAUUGUCAGUUACCAGGCCUGGGUAUGAUGCCAAUAAAAAAUACACUGAGUUUUGGCCAAUGUCUUUACACAGACUGACAAAGAACACAUAAUGCUGAUUCAUAGGGGGACUUCAACACAAAAGCAUUAAAAAAUAACACACCAUCUGCAGAAGUGAAAAUGUGACUGGCUGUACUGAAUUUCUAUGCAACAGUAAAUGGUGCCAAGAGUUAACAGUUUCAACUAUUAUUUAAAAAUGUACAUUG
Molecule: messenger RNA, 1225 nt
Organism: Osmerus eperlanus (European smelt)
Lineage: Eukaryota; Metazoa; Chordata; Actinopteri; Osmeriformes; Osmeridae
Product: CX3C chemokine receptor 1-like
Exons: 1
Coding region: 1-1008 (335 amino acids)
Biological process (GO): positive regulation of cytosolic calcium ion concentration; cell chemotaxis; G protein-coupled receptor signaling pathway
Cellular component (GO): external side of plasma membrane; membrane
Molecular function (GO): C-C chemokine receptor activity; C-C chemokine binding
Source: RefSeq, a predicted model, not a curated record